AAAAGUACAAGGUGGGUUUUCCAACUUUCGUUUUCAUUUAUAAACUGAAUGACAUGCGUUACAGGUAAAUAACACUCGAUAUAAUAAUUAUUGAAACUCGUAUAUAUAUUGUUUAAUAAAACACGUGCUAUAGACAUAAUCUAUUGUUUGAAGCUAUAUGAAAACGAUUUUAGGGAAUUGAAUAACAAAUUCACAGUGAAAUUCGAAAACAAUGGCAGAUUUGAAUAACGAAAGGAAUCGGAAUUUAAGACACAAAUGCCUAAAGUUACCAGCAGGAAAGAAGUAUUACUUCUAUAUCAUAGCUGCCGAGGACGAUCGUGAACAGGUUGAAGAAAUUGUCAUCGUACUGAAAGAACGUUUCCACUUGAAAUGUUUAUAUGAUGUAGUUGAUUGUUACCCUGGUGUGGACAAGUUUAAUUUCAUGAAAGCGGGAAUGAAAGAGUCAGUAAAAGUUGUAUUAUUCAUGUCCCAGCGCUAUACAAACGACGAAUGGUGUAGUUAUCAACAAAAGAUUGCUUUAGCCGCAUCAUUCGAUGAGAAAAUUCCAUGUAUAGUUCCAGUUAUUCUUGAAGAUGUUGGAGAAGAAACAUUCUCUCUUCUUUCAUUUCUAACGUUUGUUAAUGCAAGAUGUGUCGAUGCAGCUGGGGUAGCCAGUAAAAUAGCAGAAUCCGUAGAUAGUUUGGAUUUGAGUAAGAGUAUGUUUCCACUAGAAUUCACGAACGUUAUAGCCAGAUUUGAAAAUGGGUACAGUGUUGAAAUUCCUGUGGAGAAAGACAAACUUCGAUUUAACAGACCUGCAAAGCGUAAGUUUAGUGUGAACAGAGACUUACUUACAGAGCUAACAAAUAGUCAAAUGAAGGUUUCUGAAGAGCUUUUACGCGAUGUUGUACAAUUAGUAAAUAGUGAUCCUGUGAUGAAGACCUACGACUUUUUGAAGAAAAGAAAUAUAUUUUGCUGGGGAAGUGUUUUAUCUUUACUAAUGCUUUUAUUAUUGAGCGCAUUGGUUUUAUUAAUUGUACUGGUAGCAAGUUCAACUAGAGACCGGCCUGAUUUGGGUCUGCCUUUUGUAGUGGUGCUAAUGUUGAUGUUAGAGGCGGCUGUUACUAAUGUGUAUCCAAUAAUUCUGAUUAUAUUGGUUUUGGCUGUUCCAAGAUAUUACCACCGAGAAAAGUUAGACAUAGACCUCCAAAUGAAAAUAUGCAGCCAGUAUUUAAGGAGAUGCAUCGAUAAUGACGUCAUAAUUGUUUUCUCGGGACGAAAAAACCGCCAACCAAGCCUUCAAGUGGUCAGGUACAAUUUUAGCAAAUGUCAGGACUAUUUGGAAUACUUUAUCCAAGAACGCCGACACCAUUUACUUGCAGACAUAAACAUCACCCCAAAGGAAUACGCUUUGAAUAUGAUUGAAAUUCAUACUGCCGAAAUAUCAAAAGUCAUGACCUUAAAUAACGACGACCUGCCUGAUGCAUCACAGAACCGACAUACCCUUAGAAAAGGAAAGGAAUGUCUCUGUCAAAGAAUAGAACGAUGUCUCUCACUUGUCGAAAGAACAAACAUCAUUUGACACUGCGUCUAUAAUAAUGGUUUCGGCUAGAAUUUGUUCGAAAAGACAGGCGUGACAGACAAAUAUACUUACAAAGACGUCAUAACACUAGUGAAAUUAAAACAUCGCUUUUAUUCAAAUAUAGUUCAUAUAUAUGAAAUAAAAGGCUAAAAAAUAACGGGCACGGUACAUCUAAACGUUGUUUACAACGAGUGGUAUACAAUUACUAUAAUGGAUCAAUUCACAUCGAUGCAGCCCAGUGUUUCCCUGGUAGAUGCAAGAAUUAUCUUUCAUUUAUCAGUGUUAGAUACCGUUGUAAAGUUACCAGAAUAGAGUUUUUGUUUUGAUCAUAUGUAUGAUAUCUCAAUUUCUGAGGAACAAGUAUACUUUUAGUAUGUAUUUUUUAAGAAUCUAAACAAUAAAAGUUGCAAUAUCAAACAACAACGCACCCCAUGUCACCUGUUUCCGUUAAAAUACAUAUCAAGCUUGUCGUAUUGAAAGACAUCAUGUGUUAUAUAAUUAUAAUCUAUAUUAUUAAUAGAGAUCAUUUGAUAACAUUGUGUAUGCACAUUUAUUUGUAUAUAAAGCAUUUGUAAAGGCA
This is a messenger RNA of Ruditapes philippinarum (Manila clam), 2141 nucleotides long. RefSeq lists its product as uncharacterized. The record is from RefSeq and is a predicted model, not a curated record. The transcript is spliced from 8 exons. Gene Ontology annotation, biological process: signal transduction. Bases 212 to 1561 code for a protein of 449 amino acids. Lineage: Eukaryota; Metazoa; Mollusca; Bivalvia; Venerida; Veneridae.